Molecule: messenger RNA, 450 nt
Organism: Eremothecium gossypii ATCC 10895
Lineage: Eukaryota; Fungi; Ascomycota; Saccharomycetes; Saccharomycetales; Saccharomycetaceae
Gene: MIX17
Product: Mix17p
Exons: 1
Coding region: 1-450 (149 amino acids)
Biological process (GO): mitochondrion organization
Cellular component (GO): nucleus; mitochondrion
Source: RefSeq, marked provisional
AUGGCACGUUCCAGAGGACCAGCAAGAAGACCAGCCCCCGUGCAGUCGCGCUCGGCGUCCAGCAUGGCCGCCCCAGCCGCGCACGCCCCUCCUGCGCCCGCCCCAGCCGCACACGCCCCAGCACAGGCGGCCCCACAGCAGCCCGGCUUGUUCGCACAGAUGGCCUCCACUGCCGCAGGCGUGGCGGUCGGCUCGGCGGUCGGCCACACCAUCGGCGCGGGCCUCACCGGGCUCUUCUCCGGCUCCGGCUCCGCUCCUGCGGAGGCGCAGCCCCAGCAGCUUGCCGCAGCCCCAGUGCAGCAGGACACCUUCCAGACGCAGGCCAGACACUGCGACACCGACGCGCGCAACUUCACGCGCUGCCUAGAGGACAACAACGGCAACUUCCAGAUCUGCGACUACUACUUGCAGCAGUUGAAGGCGUGCCAGGAAGCCUCCCGCCAGUACUGA